UACACAUUAAAAAUAUCGGUUCGAUGGCCAUUGUAGAGCAAAAUUGUGGUAAAUGUGUUGAAAAGAACUUUAUGUGGAGAAGCCAACCUAUGGUUUUGGGAAGAUAUCCAGCUGGAAAUGUUAUGACUAGUUUUGGUAUAUUGAUGUCUGGUGUCAGUAUAAGUCAAGCCAUGCUGAUGUUCAAGCACAUGAAUCUCUCAGCAAAUAGUGUGUCCACUUAUCAUGUGCAUCAACGCACCUUCUUGUUUCCAGCUAUUCUGAAGCAUUGGGAAAGCUAUCAGUUAAAGUUAAUUGAAGAUGUGAAAAAAAGUGAUGCGGAUUUCCAGACAUGGUCAGGAGAUGGAAGCUUUGAUUCUAUGGGGCACAGUGCGAAAUAUGGAGUCUACACAAUUUGGAGCAACACAACAUCAAAGCUGGUUCAUUUUGAAUUGCUUCAGGCCAAUGAAGUUGGUAGCAGUAAUGCCAUGGAACUGGAGGGAGCAAAAAGAUCUUUUCAGUUUCUUGAGAAAUCUGGGCUUACCAUGGAUGUUUUCAUCAGUGACAGGCACAAAGGGAUUGCAAAGUGGAUCCGAAACGAAGAAACAAAGCACUUUAAUGAUAUCUGGCAUGUAAAUAAAAGUAUUGCUAAACAACUUAAGAUGGCAGGCAAAGAGAAAGGGUGUGAAAUAAUCAAUGAGUGGUUGGGUGGUAUUCGCCGACAUUUGUAUUGGAGUGCUCUAACUACUAUACUUGGCUUUGAAGAGCUUAUCAUUGCUAAAUGGAAAUCUACUGUGAGACACAUGGCUAACAAGCAUGAUAACCACCCUGAUGCAUUAUUCCCAUCGUGUGCUCAUGGUCAGAUCCCAGAGCGGAAAUGGAUACCAAUAGGUAACUUAAAAUACUCAGCUAAUGUGGAAAUAGAAUAG
Molecule: messenger RNA, 905 nt
Organism: Xenia sp. Carnegie-2017
Lineage: Eukaryota; Metazoa; Cnidaria; Anthozoa; Malacalcyonacea; Xeniidae
Molecular function (GO): nucleic acid binding
Source: RefSeq, a predicted model, not a curated record